Molecule: messenger RNA, 633 nt
Organism: Pieris macdunnoughi
Lineage: Eukaryota; Metazoa; Arthropoda; Insecta; Lepidoptera; Pieridae
Source: the annotation of a GenBank genome assembly
AUGUCUGCGAAAAGGCGGCCACCUGUUUUGCUCAAGCCUAAUCGCGCUAGUAGAAUUAUUGCUUUAGUGCCGAAUGAAUAUGCACCUUCCGAUGCUAGCGAAAUAUCAGAUUCUGAAACUGAAUUGCAUGAUGCACGUACUAAAUCUUCCACCCCCCUGUCUUCUCCUGCACCAUCUAUUGCAUCUUCCCUUGCUAACAUAACAAUAGAUACAUCCGACGAUGAAGAAUUACACUCCGAAGAUGCUGAUAUUAUACCAGAUUCUAUCGUGCGUGAAAUUGGCGAGUCCUUUUAUGAAAAUGUUCCAUCCCUAUCUGCUUUUCCUUCAUUGCCUGCAACGCCUAUAACACCAAUAGGUUCUUCAUUAGCACCCCGAAAAACAAGAUCUAGGAAACCACCCACAGUCAAAGCUAAAAGACCAAAAAAAAACAAAAAAAUUCAGCUGACUUACAAUUGGAGAGUAGCUCAAUUCCGUCACCAAGCGACAAUAGAAGAGGGUGAGGAGGAUGAUUACAUAGACCUGCCAGAAGAUGAUUCACCUUUGAGUUCCUUUCACCUUUUUUUUUCUCAAGAUAUUUUUACUAGUAUCGUAGAGCAGACAAACUUAUAUUCAGUUCAACAAACCGGCAAGUGA